AUGCUGGACAACGACCUCGACGUGGAGCUCGAUGGUCAAGGUCAAGGUCAUGGCCACGAGCCCCCGCUAAAAAAGCCCAAAAGGUUCCAAUGUCAGCAUUGCCAGAGGUUCUUCGCUCGUCUCGAACACCUUCAGCGCCAUGAACGCACACACACAAGAGAGAAGCCAUUCGCCUGUUCUCAGUGUGAUAGCAAGUUCACUCGGAGUGAUCUGCUUGUCCGGCACGAGAGAUUGAGUCAUGACCCUGAACGGUCGGUGCGCAAUGGCAGAGCUGAGAGUCAUACUGGCUCAAGCAAUCAUCAGGACGGUCGCCAACGGAGAGACACUGGUACCAGUAACACCUUGGAAGUCCCAGACGCCAGAUCACUGAGCUCACCGCGUUUCGCGCAAGUGACCAACUACUUGCCGUCGACCGCCAACCAAGCUCCAGCACACGCCACCAGCAACAAUGACCUCUUAUUUACAUCCUUACUCAUGGCUGCAGAACACGCCAGACCACAGGCCCAUCCUAACCCGAUGGAACCGCAAUCAAAUCUCCCUGAAUCUAUCUUCCCCUCUCAGGAUCAACUCCUCGGCGGCGGCCAAGCUAUCCAGUCUUCUAUCCCAAACACAUCCAACCCCUUGAAUGGCAUGGGCGGGCUUCAGGGCUUUGACUUUGAAGACUCGCUUCAAGACCUCGCCAACUUCAUGGACAAUGGCACCCUGGCAUCCUAUCACUUCUCAUCACUAAUCAGCGCUGAACAGCCCAUUCCAUUCUUCUCUCCCGAAUCACUCACACAGACAGGAGACCCUUUCCCAACCACCGAGCCUCCUGUCCAUCCGCGUCCUACCCAAGCAUUGGACCAGCAAGAAGAUUCAAGCUCCUUUUCACGCUUCGGUUCGCGCUUGCCAUCGCUACAGCCAGAAGAAAGUCCUUCUGCACCCCAAAACGAGCAAUACCCUCAGAAGGCCCUUUCUGACCUGAACACCGAGGACAGACAAGCCGUUGCGGGCAAGCUGGCCGAAUUCUCACAUGCCGUCCCCACCAACUUCCAGCUCCCUUCCAGACUGGCUCUUUCCCGUUAUCUUGCGGGCUAUGUCAACGGCUUCCACGAGCAUUUACCCUUUCUCCAUAUUCCUACCGUCUCAGUGCACAACUGUUGCAUUGAACUCAUUCUGGCCAUGGCCGCCGUGGGUGCUCAAUACUGCUUCGAAGGCCAAAAGGGGGUGGAACUCUUCCACGUCAGUCAGUCCAUAGCAAUGCAACGAAUUCGGCAGCGUGAUGCGAGGCUAGCCAACUCCCAUCGCACAUCAGACUCGUCAUCCCAAUAUCCCGGUCGAACUAGAACAAGCGAAAUAUUGACAACUGGAGAAACACCGCGCAGUGGCUCAAUCUCAGGAUGUUUAGGUCUCCCAUCCCAGCCCGACUCGGAUUCCGGUGCCCAAAAGGAAGAUCUCAUUCAAACUGCUCAAGCACUCCUCCUUCUCAUGGCAAUGGCAACAUGGGCCAAACAUCGUGAGAUUCUUCGAGAAGCACUCGCCAUUCAGAGCGUUCUCGCAACCCUGGUCCGAGAUGAUGGCUUCAAGUCUCCACCAAUGUCGGAAGAUAUUAGUUGGCCAGAGUGGAUCAGGCGUGAGACAACCAAAAGGACCAAAUUUAUCGUUUUCUGCUUCUUCAAUCUCCACACGAUCGUUUACAACAUCCCGUCCUUGAUCCUCGCGUCCGAAGUGGACCUCGAUCUCCCAUGUAAUGCUUCCGAGUUUAAAGCAUCGACCGCCACCAAGUGGAAAGAACUACGCUCUCGCGGCUCUCCUGAGGUCAGCUUCCAGGUCGCCAUUCACCGACUCUUUUCUCGCUCAGGGAAUGACGCCAACACAUAUAACUCUUCCCUGGGCAACUACGUCCUCGUCCACGCCCUCCUUCAGCACAUCUUUUUCGUGCGACAGAUCUCACGGUAUCGACUUGACUACGGUGGUGAACUACGUGCUGAUGACGUUGCCGCCAUCGAACAAGCUCUUCGAAAUUGGCAACUCGCCUGGAAACGCAACCCUGAAUCUUCUCUCGACCCGAUGAACCCCAACGGACCGGUGACAUUCAACUCGACCGCUCUUUUGAGACUCGCUUACAUCAGACUCAAUGUAGACCUGGGCCCGGGACGGGCGCUCGACACAAGAGACCCUGUCCAAAUUGCAAAUGCGUUCCGUGACAGUCCUUCUGUCAAACGCACCCCUAAACUGGUUCGCGCAGUUCUCCACUCCGCCCACGCCCUCAGCAUCCCCGUCAAAAUCGGUAUUCACCUCGUGGCCCAGACGCAGACAUUCAUGUGGUCUAUACAACACUCCCUUUGCACCCUCGAGUGUGCCUUCCUACUGAGCAAAUGGCUCGAGGCACUUAGUCUCCAGGAUUCUGGACCAGUCAUCACUCACGACGAACAGAAAAUUGCCACAUUGGUGAAAACCAUGUUGGAUGAAACCGAGUUUGCGAUGCCACGUGAUGUUCCCAUGGAAUCGCCUGCUGCCAUGAAGUAUCUCAGCGCUGGAGUGCUGCGAGUAUGGGCACAGGUCUUUCGGGGUGCGCAGACGUGGGCGAUUGUCGAUGUCAUCGGAACGAGUCUCAACAUAUACGCUGAUAUGCUUGAGGCCGACUGA
This is a messenger RNA of Exophiala aquamarina CBS 119918, 2628 nucleotides long. RefSeq lists its product as uncharacterized. Gene Ontology annotation, cellular component: chromatin. Lineage: Eukaryota; Fungi; Ascomycota; Eurotiomycetes; Chaetothyriales; Herpotrichiellaceae. Gene Ontology annotation, molecular function: RNA polymerase II cis-regulatory region sequence-specific DNA binding; DNA-binding transcription factor activity, RNA polymerase II-specific; zinc ion binding. The transcript is spliced from 4 exons. The coding region runs from base 1 to 2628 and encodes 875 amino acids. The record is from RefSeq and is a predicted model, not a curated record. Gene Ontology annotation, biological process: DNA-templated transcription; regulation of transcription by RNA polymerase II.